Messenger RNA from Corvus hawaiiensis (hawaiian crow), 6897 nucleotides. RefSeq names its product LIM domain binding 3 (gene LDB3). The coding region runs from base 126 to 2387 and encodes 753 amino acids. NCBI's taxonomy places the organism in Eukaryota, Metazoa, Chordata, Aves, Passeriformes, Corvidae. Gene Ontology annotation, molecular function: actin binding; muscle alpha-actinin binding. Gene Ontology annotation, biological process: actin cytoskeleton organization; heart development; muscle structure development. The record is from RefSeq and is a predicted model, not a curated record. The transcript is spliced from 16 exons. Gene Ontology annotation, cellular component: filamentous actin; stress fiber; Z disc.
CAGAGAGAGAACUGCUUUCAUUAUGUAAAACCCUUCCCUGUUCUCAUUCUGUUUUUUCACUUUUUCUGUCUGCCCCAUCCUUCUGUCCUGCAGCGCCCUGUUGCUGCCUGUGAAAGCGGUACAAAAUGGCUUACAGUGUGACUCUGAAUGGACCUGGACCGUGGGGCUUCCGACUGCAAGGGGGCAAGGACUUCAACAUGCCCUUGACCAUCUCCAGAAUCACCCCUGGCAGCAAGGCAGCACAGUCACAGAUGAACCAGGGGGACCUUGUCGUGGCCAUUGAUGGAGUCAACACUGACAGCAUGACCCACCUGGAGGCCCAGAACAAGAUCAAAUCAGCCAGCCACAACCUGAGCCUCACUCUUCAGAAAUCUAAACGUCCAGUGCCAGUUUCAACCACAGCUCCCAGAAUUGACUCUCCCAGGGCUGUAAUUCCCCAUCAGAAGGAACCUGCUUGGGAAAUCAAUGGCAACAGAACAACCUUCAGCCCUCUAACUAACACGGCGACUGGGCCUAUGGGUAGUGUUUUAGCAACCAAUGGAACAUUUUCAGGCUACCUCAACCAGCAAGAGAUCAGCUUUUCAAAUAGCUCUUCCUACCUAAGGACUACCACAGUUAGAUCUUCCAUGUCCUCUCAGUCUGUGACUCCUGACAUUUCACCUGCCAAGAGCACUCUAGGUUCCAAAGCAAGCCCUGCUUUGGCUGGUGGCAGUAGCCCUGCACACCAGCUGAGCCCUGCGAGGCAGUAUAACAACCCCAUUGGCCUUUACUCAGCAGAGACCCUGAGGGAAAUGGCUGAGAUGCAUAAAUUGAGUCUCAACCGAAGGGCUUCGGAAGGUGGACUUCCUAGAGGUGCCCUCCCUAUUAAGGAUACUCACGUGGACAGUGCCUCUCCGGUGUAUCAGGCUGUGCUUAAAACUCAGAACAAGCCUGAGGAUGAGAGCGAGGACUGGAGCCGCCGCUCUGCCAACCUGCAGUCCAAGUCCUUUCGUAUCCUUGCCCAGAUGACUGGAACUGAGUACAUGCAAGAUCCAGAUGAAGAAGCUCUGAGGAGGUCAAGAGACAAGGAAAAGGUUGCAGCAGCAUCAGAAAACAGGCCUACAGGUACCACGCAUGUGCCACAGUAUGUGACCUCGAGUAUUUGGCAUCCUCCUAAAUCAUCCACCAGGGAUGCCAACACUGCCAAUGCUCAGCCAGUGGCCUCCAAGGGGUCUGUGAGGCUUGGAGCGGGUACAAGCCAGGGGGAGGCCGGUUUUGGCCAGAAAACCCCUCUUGCUUCAUCCAGUAACCGAAGAGUUCUUGCAGCCCCCAGCUCUCUUUCCCAGCCUAAGCCUUUCCAUGCGCCCAAGAACAUGUCAUUAGCAGCUUCCACUAUUUCAUCUGCUAUCUCAUCUCAGUCUAGUUUCAACCGGCAUUCUUCCACCUCCAUCAGCUACCAGUCAAAGCAGAGAAACACAACCCAGUCAUAUACACCAAUGCCAGUUUCUGGAAGCUACAGUGAAAGUCCUGCUCCUUCUGCUGCUUCAAAAAUGAGAGUUGUUACUACUGCCAGCAUAAAGCCCUCUGUCUACCAGCCAGCGCCAGCACCAGUUCAUUCCUACACCCCUGCCAACACGGAGCCUGCGAGUCGCCCUCCCUGGGUAACAGAUGACUCCUUUUCCCAGAAAUUUGCACCUGGAAAAUCCACCACCACUGUCACAAAGCACAUCCUACCAAGGGGUGCUCCAGUGCCACCUCCUGCCUCAAUUUCUGCUUACCCGUCUCCAGUUUCAACUUCUUCCCAGCCCCCUGCAUUAGCCCGGGGAACAGUUCAGAGGGCGGAGCGUUUUCCAGCCAGCAGCCGAACUCCCCUCUGUGGGCACUGUAACAGCAUCAUUCGAGGUCCUUUCCUGGUAGCCAUGGGUCGCUCUUGGCACCCAGAAGAAUUCAAUUGUGCUUAUUGCAAGACAUCCUUGGCUGAUAUGUGCUUUGUGGAGGAGCAGAAUAGUGUGUACUGUGAGCGCUGCUACGAACAGUUCUUUGCACCAACCUGUGCCCGAUGCCGCACUAAGAUUAUGGGGGAAGUGAUGCAUGCCCUAAAACAGACUUGGCACACAAGUUGCUUUGUCUGUGCUGCUUGUAAGAAGCCAUUUGGGAAUAGCCUGUUCCACAUGGAGGACGGGGAACCUUACUGUGAGAAAGAUUAUAUUGCUUUGUUCAGCACAAAAUGUCAUGGCUGUGAUUAUCCUGUUGAAGCUGGAGAUAAAUUCAUUGAAGCUCUUGGACACACUUGGCAUGACACCUGCUUCAUUUGUGCUGUAUGCCACGUGAAUUUGGAAGGUCAGCCAUUCUAUUCCAAGAAGGAUAAGCCACUGUGCAAGAAGCAUGCCCAUGCCAUCAAUGUUUAAAAGAAGUGUUGGUAGUCAGUAAUGCUGGGGUAAAACAGAUGACUAACUGGGCAAUCGUAAAGUUGAUAACCAUGGCUAGCAUUUCUCUUGGUAAAAGCUGGAAGUUGGUACUUCUGAAGUUUAACUUUAUCCUCUUUCGUAAAUGCAGAACGUGCUUAUUGCAAAGUUCAUACAAAAAUCUACUGAAUGAACAGUCAAAACCAAAUGAACUAAUGAACUAGUCCAUUAUUAGAGCAACAGUUGGGGGAAAUAUUGAAAUUAACUAAAACCUUAAUAUAAAAAGUAAUGUGCAAAUAUAGUUUUAAGUUAACUACCCACAGCAGAUUUACUGCUUAGACCACACACUGGUGUUUAAAAACAACUGGAAAACUCUGUACUAAGUCAUUUUCUUUCACAGCAAGAAUGAGUAAGUGCCAUAUGUACAGUCAUCUGUAGAACCAAAGGCUUUCAAAGGGAAAUAAAUAGAUUAGGGCUUCCUCUAGGAAAAGUGAGUGCUAUUCCAUUAUGCUGUGGUGCUACCUCAUAGCAUCAGAUAUUUUAGAUUCUUUCCAAAUAGCAAGUCUGCCUUGAAUCCAUAUGUAGCUGGGAAGCCUAGGUGACAAUCCAUAACAGUUUGAAAAUAAAAUGGUUGGGUCAGCCUUGCUAGUGCACUUGGCUUCUAUGUGCACAGUAAAUAAUUCACUUUCAAAUCAUAAUGGAAAAGGACAGCUGGCUUUCUCCGAAUUGCUCUUACACUGAAUGGAAUAGAGCUGGCUGGAAAGGCCAGCUUUUAAUUCAAAACCAGUUUUCCUUUCCUCCCGUGGAAAAAAAUAGAUUCAAACUUGCUGUGGUUUCUAAUUCCCACUGAUAUCAGAGGGAGGUAGGAACCUCCAUCUGGAUCUUCAGGCUGGCGAACACAGGAGAAACACAUUCAUCUAGCACAACUAGGUUUGGGAGCUAGCCUGCAAAAAUUCCCUACUCUAUCCCACAUAAUUAGGAAAAAGGCAUUUUUUUUCCUACAGUAAAUGAAUGUUGCUUAAAUAUUCAUAAGGCAGCAGGCACAUACUCUUUAUUCCUUUCCUUUGUUUAAAUGCAACACAUCAUGAAUUGUAGCAGUUUUUGCCAUUGGAAAACAGCAGCUAUGUUCCAACAAUUAGGAUAACCAUCUUUUCUAACAACCAUAAAGGCAUCUCUCCUAAUAGCUUGAGAACAACUUUCAAGUUGUUCAAACAGUUAUUUAUAGAACUCUAUAGAAACUAGCAAUACUUGUAGUACUGAUAAUACUUUUGAAUAUUUGAAUAUCAGUGACUUUUCUAUUGGAGACAGCAGUUCUGUCUGAUGGAGGUAAGAUGGAAAGUCUGAUCACCAUUCGAGCUUUAUUAACUCGUUUAAGUGAGAAUUACAAUGUGUGCGCUGACAGCUUGCAGUACUGACAGUUUUUAAUUAGUACUUCUGAGGCUGAGGAUGCUUUCUAUGGGCCACAUGCUGGUGCCAUUUGCACCUAUUUACCUUGUGUUUUGAGUAGCAAAAAAUUACAUAACAUUGUCUGUCAUUUCCCUCCCAUGGGUAAUGCCCAUUUCAUGGUAAUUGGUGUGUCUUUUAAGGGAUGAAAAACUAUCCAAAGCUUGGGGUAGGAAUAAAUGAAAUUUGGAGUUCUAAUAUAAGAGAUAAGUUAGCUGCAGGCAGUCUGCAUCUUGGACAGAAAUAACAACCUGAACUGCCUGUGGCAGUUUUGACAUGUAUGACCUGUAUUUAUUGAGUAGGUAUGUUAGUUUUCACUGAUCUUAGCAGUGAUCUGCUCUGAGUUGCUACAGGGUCAGAUUUUUGUAUGCAUGAAUUAUUCUAAAACACUAGUGCAUUAUAUGAAAAGCCUUUUUUUUUUUUCUAUAAGCAAGCAAAUUUUCUGUUUUCAGUUGGUGCUGGGCUGGUGUGAAUAUGGUUCCAUAGAUUACAAAAUCCAAAGAUGUGGCUCAUAAUGUUCCCCAGAAGAGUAAAUCGUAAUUAUGGAAGUUAAAUAUUUUUUUACACUCAUAUUUGACUUCCUUAAAUACAUAUUCACAACAGUGAGAAAAUUCUACAUUUCCUUUUCAUUUUUCAGUGCCAUUCAACAAAAUGCUGUUUAUUAUUAUCUGUUAUUUGAGAGAUUUCACAUCAGCAUACUGUAUACUGAGACUGCAUUGAAGAUUGCCUUUAGGCAGAUUUGUGUGUUGGCCACUGACUGGGACUGGCCUCUGACUGCAACAUCAGAACAGGGAGUCAGGCUUCACAGGAAGGGCUUGUGAUGGAUGCCUCAGGAGAAUUUCAUGAGGUCUUUCACCUCUGAUCUGCAUGUGUUUCUAUGUGUGUGUCUCGUUCUCCCCUCCACCUUCCCCCUCAAUGUCUCUAUAAGCUUCCUCUUCGCUGGCAGUAUGAAGGAUAAAUCUUUUUAGGAUCUGGCCAGAGAUGCUGGGCUGCAGCUUAGGGAGUACAGUCUGUGAAAAGCUGCUGGCAGGCAGCAUGGCUGGGACUGAACUCCCUCAGGUUCCCUGGGAAUCUCAGACUGGCAGCUGAAGUGGCCCAGAUCAGCCUGGAGUUAUUGGCAUGGAGUGGGGAGGGGAGGGGAGGCUGGGAUCAGAGAAGAGAGAGCACCUUUGGCAGCCAGAAUGUAGGGGCUCUGCAGGCCUCUGGUUGAGUGGGAGAAGGUGAGGCACUGAGGAGAUGGGAAGCCCUUCCUGAGGCUGGGGUUGGAGGGGGGGAAUAGCCAGGUAAGGCCAGUUUCACCAAGCUGGCAUGUCAGCUGGGGUGGGGCAGAGGGGGGGGCGGGGUGGGGCAGCCAGGAGGACUCACUGCAGUCAGGGAAAGGGCUUGAAGUAAGAAAUUAGGGUACAAGUAGUUCCAAAUAGCCCAGAGAGAUGGUUUGAAUACGUACAGAAGGGGCGAGCAAGGAUCCAAUCUGUUAAAUUCGAAGUCUGGACUGCAGGAAAGGGAAUGCAAUGUACAUAAGCAGAGCUGAGCUGGCUUGCAGGGUGGCAACAGUGAAAAUGCAGCAGCACAGACUUCAGUGGGAGCUGUACUGGCUUGAGAGAGUCCUGAAAAUUUCCUUGGGCAGAGAACCUGCACUGUAGCACAUGCCCUGACUCCAGCUGGUGUCUGAGCAAGUGAGAUUAAAGCUAGUUUACAUAUCACUAUAUGAGGUACAGUGGUAUCUCUGAAUGAAGAACAGAGAUACCCUGAGGAUUAUCAUGUAAUAAAAAUUUCCUGUUAUGACUUGUGCUGCUUCAUAAUGUGGUCCAAAAAUAGGGAAUCCACGUACCCGCCCUUGAUAUCUCUAUUAAGAUACAAUUUUUGCACAUAUCUGAACCAGAAAUUUGUGAAAAAUAAUGUAGCAUUUUAACUUUCACAAGGGUAGAAUAUCACAUAACUGCUGAUACUCUUCUGAUACAUGUCACCUUUGUGAUAUGGAGAGGGUAAAAUAUAUAUAAUAAUAUAUAUCUCUAAAAUUCAAGAUACGGCCUUUUAACUAUCACUGAAAAUAGUGUUGUACAAAAAUAUGCAAGAUGAAAAAUGUGUACUUGAUCAUGUUUUAUGUCUUGUAAUAGAUACCUGGGAUAAAUCCUAAGUUCUUCUGAAUAUUUCUUUUCAUUCUAAUUAAUGUGAGGUUUUACCCAAUAAAACAAAGAUACUGUACCUCUGAAUGAUCAAUUAAAAAGAUCUGUAUUUUAUAUAACUAAAAAGUGUUCAGUAACUUUUCAGUCGGAGGAUUCAGAAGCUAUUUUAAUGCUUUUCUCUCUUUUGGUGUUCUUUUUGCAGAGCAGAGUAAAUUAAAUGUUUCCAAAGAAGGCCACUUUUAUUAUGUGGGCAGAAAAAACAGCCUUAGAACUUCUUUUUAUUAGUUUUUACUGUAUUGGAUUCACACAUUACAGAUUUCUAAAAUCAAUUCAAAACAAGGAAAAAUACUUUUCUAUUGGUCCUUCAGUGGUCAGUACUUUGGGUGAAAUGUUUUGCUAAAGAUUACUUGUAUUUAUGUUUAAAUAAUGUGGAUGUCCACAGCACUGAACACAUUCAUUAGUGUCUAAUGCUGGACACACUAAUGUUUGUUUGCAAUACUCGUCUCCUGGUAGUGGAUAUUAAUUUGUUUAGUAUUUAUAAACAUCAGAAUUUGAAACUGAGUGAUUUAUUGCCUGCAGUGAUCAUAUAUUAGAAGUCUAGGUUUUAAAAUAUUUUGACAGGUUGACUUGAUGCCACAAGUGCCCUUGCUUUUAGAUAGAUAUUUUUUCCUAAGUUCCUAGUUAUUUCAGAACAGAAUGUCGUGUGGUUUAUGAGAUGUAAUUACCUUGCAUGGAUUAUCUCUGCCAACAUGAAUAAAACAGUCUAGUAAUAAAAGCAAUGUGCAAAUACAGUUAAAGCUUUAUGAUCUGGGUAUAUUUAUUAAUAUGGCAUGUGAACAGCUGACAGAUUUCAGCCAUGUAAUAUCAGUAAGAAAGCAUACACAAGCUUGUACUCUCUACUUCAGACUUGAAAAUAAAAUUUGAAAGCAUUGGUUUCAACUUUA